Messenger RNA from Xenopus laevis (African clawed frog), 2204 nucleotides. It is a transcript of the gene dtx3.S, whose product is annotated as deltex E3 ubiquitin ligase 3 S homeolog. The transcript is spliced from 5 exons. The record is from RefSeq and is a predicted model, not a curated record. NCBI's taxonomy places the organism in Eukaryota, Metazoa, Chordata, Amphibia, Anura, Pipidae. Bases 615 to 1676 code for a protein of 353 amino acids.
UACUAUUUGUUUUGGGUGGGGGAGUUGCUAUAGUGCAGCUAUAGUGACAACAUAUUUAUUUUUCUUGCCGUUUAGGAAAGUAUUCUCUGAUACAUUUAGAACUUAGGGGUGCCAUAUGCUGUGGGUUUUCCUGUUUGUUGAAAACUAUUAGGAGUAUUGUUCCCUUGGCUGACCAGUGAUAUUUUGUUUAUCUGUUUGUGUUAAAUACUGUGAAAAGAAAGUUUAUAUUUACCCUUGCAUAGUGAGUACAAAUGUAACUAUUUUAUGUGUUAUAUUAUCCAUUAAAAGAAAAGUAUCCUUAUAACUCGGCUCCACAUCAAAGCUUAUUUUGCCCUAAAAUUAAUAUGAGAUUUUCAUAGGGGCCUAUAUAUUGCAAUGUAGAAAGGAUGCUGUUAUUGAAGGCAUGACGGCAGUGAAGGGAUUAAAGAAAGGAGGACUCCGGCACUAGAGGCAGGACCAAGUGAUGUGAGCACAUGACAGGAAAAGCAGAUCGGUACAGUAAUGCAGGGCCUGAGAAAGAAAAGCAGGUUGUGAAAUGAGCUAUUUAUUUCCUGCAACGAUAUCAGAUCAAAUCAAAUAGGACCUUUGGGGGGGGCUUUCUGCAGAAACAGCCCAUGGGGUCUCCAGUUUCCUUUGUCUUGUCCAGAAUGGCAGCCUGUGGAGGAAACAUAAAGAAUAAAGUCACAGUUAAUAAGACCGUAUGGGACUUUCUUAACAAAGAGACCCCUUCCAAACUUACAAGACUGUGGGAAGAAAACAGAGUGAGGAUACUGAUUGAUGGUGAAACAUCUGAAAUUUAUGUUCUGCGACUUUCCCCUGAAAGUCAUGUGCCUGCAAAUGCUCUUUAUCUAGCUAGAAAGGCACUGAAAUCCCUUUUAAAGGAGACCGAGAAAGAGUUGAAGAAAUCAUAUAAACAGCAUCAGUUGACUGGAUGUAUGGCUUAUGGUGAUAAGAAUAACGAGCAUGCAACAGAGCUGCACAUCCGAGGAACAUAUUCCAGGGGGACACAGAGCUCUGGUGGCAAAGGACUUCCUGGGUGUGCAGGAGGGGGGGCUAGCAGCAGUCAUAGCAGCUCUCGAGAUCAUAGAAGGGAAGACCCUGAGGAUGAUCGAGAGAACCAAUGUCCUAUUUGUCUGGGUGAGAUUCAGAACAUAAAGACACUAGAGAAGUGCCAACACUCGUUCUGCGAGGAUUGUAUUACCCGGGCACUGCAGGUGAAGAAAGCAUGUCCAAUGUGUGGCCGAUUCUAUGGGCAGUUGGUGGGCAACCAACCAGAAAAUGGUAGAAUGUUGGUAUCCAAGGACUCCGGCCUGCUGUUGCCUGGUUAUGAGAAAUAUGGGACCAUUAUUAUACAGUAUGUCUUCCCACCAGGCAUUCAAGGGUCAGAGCACCCCAACCCUGGAGUAAGGUAUCCGGGGACAACACGUGUGGCUUACUUGCCUGAUUGCCCUGAGGGAAACAAAGUUCUCACGCUAUUCAAGAAAGCCUUUGACCAACGUCUGACCUUUACCAUUGGGACUUCAAUGACUACAGGACGGCCCAAUGUCAUUACGUGGAAUGAUAUUCACCACAAAACUAACUGCACAGGAGGACCACAGCUAUUUGGAUACCCAGAUCCAACUUACCUGCUGAGAGUCCAGGAGGAGCUCAGAGCCAAAGGUAUCACAGCUGACUGAAGGAACUGUUCUUCACAGGACCAGAAGAGGAAUAUAGACAAAGGAAAUUGUGUUUGUUCUGUUAAGUGGCUCAAACAGCUAAUUCUUCAUGUGGAAAAAAAACUUGCCUCUCUUUUUUGCCAUCCUCCUGCCAUCUUAGCUUUUUAUUCGAAUCUGCUGGACUACAGAAUACAGACAAACGUCAAACGCAGAUCUGGAACCUUGGCGAACCAUUGAAACGUGACACUCUACUGCCAUGUUGAACAUGGAUGAUGAUUUUUUUGGGUUUACCUUUGUGGUGAAUCAGUUUGAGAUACUGUGAACAAUGAGUGCCAAUACUGAACAUUUUACAGUGGAAGAGACACGCAGAGAAUCACUGAUGAAUUGCCUGUAGCAGUCUUGCUUCAUAGCUGGUUUAGUGCUCAUUUCUGAUUCGCCUAUAGUGUUUGGCUAGAGUUCUGAAAAGAAUAACAGCAGUCUGUGGGAUUAGCAGUGCAUUAUGAUUUCUUCAGUUAAAAAAAAUGGUUUAAUAAACUUGGAGUUGCAAAA